Molecule: messenger RNA, 2426 nt
Organism: Hevea brasiliensis (rubber tree)
Lineage: Eukaryota; Viridiplantae; Streptophyta; Magnoliopsida; Malpighiales; Euphorbiaceae
Product: pentatricopeptide repeat-containing protein At4g21065
Exons: 2
Coding region: 670-2361 (563 amino acids)
Biological process (GO): RNA modification
Molecular function (GO): zinc ion binding; protein binding; RNA binding
Source: RefSeq, a predicted model, not a curated record
AUGCUUUUAUGCCACCAAUCAUGCUAGCCACUUGUGCUGCUUGCCUUACGCAGCACCUGUCUUUACCCAAACUUAUGCCCAACCUUAUUAGCUUGUAGUCCCACGAAGAAAAUUUUAUAUUUUUGGGAGCUUGGGUUGACCUGUUACAAUAGACAGGGACCCACGACCAUGACAUCGCUAACACCAGAACCACAACCCGAUCCAGGGUCGAGCCACUCAAGCCCCAGCCAAAACCAACAACAGUGAAAACUCAAAAACUCGAAGGAGCCGAAGACAAACGCUCUAGUAGCCAAGAAUUCAUCUCUACCGCCUGAGGGGAUGAGGAGCCUGAAAUCAGAAACCGAGCAAAGGUUGAGCCCUCUCAGAAGUCUCCAAACGACGAAGAAACAGAGUCGAUAUCCUCUAAGACUAUCACCAAACAUCAUUUUUAACCUUCAGUCGGGUGUUACCUUUAAAACAGCCUAAGACUUUCCGUAAGGCCACCUCAUCACACACUAUUAAACGCUCGCCAGAAAGCACAAGGGACCAAAUUGGGGGGCUGAACUCCACUUUUACGCAAAACCCCUAUUGAUCCCUGAAGAAGCAGAAGAAGAAGAAGAAGAAGAACGAGAAGAAGAGCUGGAAGAAGAAGAAAAGCGAAUCGUUUUUCUCAUCCGAAAAUGCCCCAGCAUGUUCAUUCUCAGCCAAAUCCAUGCGCGUAUCCUUACACAUCUCCUUCCUUUCUCCACUGUUUCCUUCUUGCUCUCCAAAGUCCUCUCCUUCUCCGCUCUAUCUUCCUUUGGGAACUUCGCCUACGCACGCAAAGUUUUCUCUCAAAUUCCAAACCCAGGCAUUUUUGCUUACAAUACCAUUAUAAGGGGUUGUUUCUAUGCUAAAACCCCAUCAAAAGAACCCUUUUAUUUGUACAAAAGGAUGGUUACAAGAGGCUACCCAAGUCCGAACACUUUCACUAUGGCUUUUGUACUCAAAGCGUGCUCAGCUAUAAUGGCGCUUGAAGAGGGUCAGCAAGUCCAUGCUCGUAUUUUACGAUCUGGGUUUACGUUAAACCCUUAUGUGCAAUCUUCAUUGGUCAAUUUUUAUGCCAAGUGUGAGGAAAUAAAGCUUGCGAGAAAGAUGUUUGAUGAAAUUACUGAGAGGAAUUUGGUUUCCUGGAGUGCAAUGAUAACUGGGUAUGCAAGGGUGGGAAUGGUCAAUGAGGCUUUGAGUAUGUUUAGGCAAAUGCAGGGGGUCGGUAUUGAACCUGAUGAAGUUUCAUUGGUUGGUGUGAUUUCUGCUUGUGCCAUGGCUGGAGCACUGGAUAUAGGGAAGUGGAUUCAUGCGUAUAUCAAUAAAAGGAAGAUUGAUAUUGAUCUUGAGCUUAAUACAGCACUAGUUAAUAUGUAUGCAAAGUGUGGGUGUAUAGAGAAGGCAAAAGAAAUUUUUGAUGAGAUGCCAGUAAAGGAUAGUAAAGCUUGGAGCUCAAUGAUUGUUGGCUUGGCCAUUCAUGGACUUGCAGAGGAUGCAUUAGAGGUAUUUUCAAGGAUGGAAGAAGCAAAGGCCAAGCCGAACCAUGUAACCUUCAUUGGUAUUUUAUCUGCAUGCGCCCGUGGUGGACUAGUUUCAGAAGGAAAGAGACAUUGGUCAAGAAUGCUUGAAUUGGGAAUAGAACCUUCAAUGGAGCAUUAUGGUUGUAUGGUUGAUUUACUAUGCCGUGGAGGCCUUGUUGACGAGGCCUACAAUUUUGCGCUAUCCACACCCUCACCAAAUCCAGUAAUAUGGCGAACGUUACUAGUGGGCUACAAGAAAAGUAGGAUGUUACAACAAGCUGAAAUUGUUGCCGAGCAACUACUUGAACUAGAACCACUAAAUGCAGAAAAUUAUAUCAUUCUUUCAAAUUUGUAUGCCACUGUUUCACAGUGGGAGAAGAUGAGCCAUGUGAGAAAGAAGAUGAAGGAAAAAGGCAUCAAGGCAGUGCCCGGAUGCACCUCUAUUGAGAUUGAUGGCUUUUUGCAUGAGUUUGUAAUGGGUGAUUGGUCACACCCUGAGGCAGAGGAAAUAAAAAGAACUCUGAAGGAUGUAUAUGUGAGGAUUCAUAGUACUGGGUAUGAGCCAUGUGUGUCUUCUGUGCUGCACAAUGUGGAUGAUGAAGAGAAAGAGAAUUCUGUGUCUGAGCACAGUGAGAGGCUGGCCAUCGCUUAUGGCCUGCUGAAGACUAAAGCACCAGCAGCAAUUAGGAUAGUUAAGAAUCUGACAGUUUGUUGGGACUGCCAUGAAGUGACGAAAAUUAUCAGUAAAGUUUAUAACCGGGAAAUUAUUGUAAGGGAUCGGGUUCGUUUCCAUAAAUUUGUCAAUGGAACAUGUUCCUGCAGAGAUUACUGGUAAAAUGUUUUCAAUAUAGAUCGGGUAGCGAUCUCCAUCUCAUUUUUCAAUGCUUUUUUAUUUACCAA